AAUAAUUGGUCUGAGUGAGAGUAUGGACAAAUGUCAUUGUCAAUUUGGAAAAGGCAUUUUUACAGGUCGUCUUGAUGUGGCAGAAAUGAAUCUGACCAAAGCGUCCUUCGAACCAAACAUAUGCGCAACAUUGCGUAAGACGGUCGACUACUUACACUGCUUAUCUGGAACUCAUGAGUUGACGUCCCUUUCUUAUUAAUUCAAAGGUAUGGACAACUUUUGCAAGUGUCAUUUAGUUUAAAAUGAUGUAUUAUAUCAAAAGUUUGUGUACGUAAUUAAUGGUGUCUAUGCAGGUGAAUAACUACCACUUCUUCGGUAAAAAGCAGAGGGAUGGGGCUGGUGAAGUGUAACAACUCAAAUAGAUGGAGCUAUGGAUGCAAGGACUGACCAUUCAUGAUCUCAACAUGAUAGUUAAAAAAAAAUUGUUUAGGCUAUACCAUGUUUGUUUACAUUUAGCUAACGUUACUUUGGUUACAAAACAUUGGAGUAAAACAAGCUUAUAUGUUGGGUUCUGAUGGGGUACGACCAUUGAACGAAGCUCAUGAGGCAUUUAGCUAUGUUAUAUUUUUCAAGAAUGAAUGGGUACAUAAAAUUUACAAUAAACUUCCUUCACCAUGGAGUAGAGUUUAGUCCGCUAAUGGUUAAGUUAGCUAGCUAGCCUGUUAGCAUGUCUUUUCUGUUUGACAGGUUAGUUGCACUAGAAAAUAUUGCAUGAUUCGAUGCGUAGCUAUCUGCGCACAUCUGUUUGUGGAACUGUCUGUUUACUUACCAUAUUUUUAGCGAACGUUAGCGUUUGUUACCUGCAAGAGAUGUCACGUUAGUAUAGCAUAACUUAAGUUAGCAUAAACAAACAUGACAAAAACAGUAACGGUACUGCCUACUGUUAUGUAGCUAGCCUGCUAGUUUUAGCUGAGAUUGGAUGACUUGUGAAGUGGUUUGCAUCCAAUAGUCUGUACUAUUUCAUGAAGCGUUAUAUAUUGCCAGCCAUUAUAUUGUCUGACAUACCCAUCUCCGUCAUCAUUCUCCCCCCUUACCUAGGGAUGGCUUCGCUCUACAUCUCCCCCCACCCUGAUGACUUCAGGAGCCUCAUGGCCCUGGUCGCUGCAGAGUUCUGCCCCUCUCGGCCCUGCACACUCAUAGAGGACCCUCCUGCCUCCCUGGCCCUGUGCUCUCGCCCCAGCCUGGUGCUGGGCUCUGGGGGAGGUGAGGUGCUCUUUGGGGCCAGUGCUGUUGCAUGGUACCUAGCCUCUCAGGGGAAGAGGAUAGGGUCGAAUGCUAAGCAGGAGAGCCAGGUGUGGCAGUGGCUCAGCUUUGCAGACAAUGAGCUGACUCCUGUGUCCUGUGCUGUGGUUUUCCCACUGCUGGGGGUGAUGGAAGUGGAUAAGAAGCUUCAGCAGAGUUCUCAUGCUGAGAUGAUGCGCAUGCUCAACGUUCUAGAUAAGAACCUGGAGCCUAGAACAUUCCUGGUGGGAAACAGCCUCACUCUGGCUGACAUCGCUGUUGCAACUGCAGCACUCCUGCCCUUCAAAUACGCCUUGGAGCCGUCCAACAGGAAAGCCCUGACGAACGUGACCAGGUGGUUUCUGACCUGUGUCAACCAGCCUCAGUUUGUCAAGGUCCUGGGACAGAUCUCUCUGUGUGAGAAGAUGGUGCCCGUCACACCCAAACCCAGCGUUGCUCCUGUUCCUGCUGCUAAUGCUAAUCCAACUGCUGAUGCCAACGCUACCAAUGGCAAACCAAAGACAGAAGCUCAGCUGAAGAAGGAGGCUAAAAACAGAGAGAAGCUGGAGAAGUUCCAACAGAAGAAGAUGAUGGAGGAGAAGAAAAAGCAAGAAAAGAAACUGGCACCUCCGACAGAGAAAAAGGCCAAACCAGAGAAGAAGGAUCUGGGAGUGAUCUCAUACGACGUCCCCACCCCUCCUGGAGAGAAAAAAGACGUCCUGAGCCCCCUGCCAGACUCAUACAGUCCUCAGUACGUGGAGGCAGCCUGGUACUCCUGGUGGGAGAAGCAGGGAUACUUCAAACCUGAGUACGGGCGGAAGAGUAUCAGUGAGCCGAAUCCCCGUGGAGUGUUCAUGAUGUGUAUCCCUCCGCCCAAUGUGACGGGAUCUCUUCACUUAGGCCAUGCCCUAACCAACGCCAUCCAGGACUGUCUGACCAGAUGGCACCGUAUGCGUGGCGAGACGACCCUGUGGAACCCAGGCUGUGACCACGCGGGCAUCGCCACCCAGGUGGUGGUGGAGAAAAAACUGAUGAGGGAGAGGGGCUUGAGCCGUCACGACCUGGGGAGAGACCAGUUCAUCCAAGAGGUCUGGAAGUGGAAGAACGAGAAGGGAGACCGUAUCUACCACCAGCUGAAGAAGCUGGGUUCCUCUCUGGACUGGGACAGAGCCUGCUUCACCAUGGACCCUAAACUGUCCAAUGCAGUCCAGGAGGCGUUCAUUCGUCUGCAUGAGGAUGGCGUAAUCUACAGGAGCAAGAGGCUGGUCAACUGGUCCUGCACCCUCAACUCUGCCAUCUCGGAUAUAGAGGUGGAUAAGAAGGAGCUGACUGGCAGGACUCUGCUGCCCGUGCCUGGCUACAAGGACAAAGUGGAGUUUGGAGUACUGAUCUCCUUCUCCUACAAGAUAGAGGGAUCAGAUGAGGAGGUGAUUGUGGCGACCACUCGUAUAGAGACCAUGCUGGGAGAUUCUGCUGUGGCCGUCCACCCUGCCGACCCCAGAUACCAGAACCUUAAAGGGAAGAUGGUGCUUCAUCCCUUCUGUGACAGGAUGAUGCCCAUUGUGUUUGAUGAAUUUGUGGACAUCAACUUUGGAACAGGUGCUGUGAAGAUCACCCCAGCCCAUGACCGUAAUGAUUAUGAGCUUGGAAACAGACACAACCUGGCCUUCAUCAACAUCCUGGAUGAGAACGGCCUGCUCAUCAACGUACCGGCUCCAUUCUUGGGUAUGAAACGUUUCGAAGCAAGGAAGGCUGUGCUACAGGCUCUGAAGGACAGAGGCCAGUUCAAGGAGUCCAGAGACAACCCCAUGGUGGUGCCGGUCUGCAGUCGUUCUAAGGACAUAGUGGAGCCCCUGCUGAAGCCUCAGUGGUAUGUGAAUUGUGCUGACAUGGGCAAGCAGGCAGCUGACUCGGUCCGGGAGGGAAGACUCAAAAUCAUCCCAGACCACCACCAUAAGACCUGGUUCAACUGGUUGGACAACAUCAGGGACUGGUGUAUCUCCCGUCAGCUGUGGUGGGGUCACAGGAUCCCAGCCUACUUUGUCACUGUGAAUGACCCUUCAGUCACACCAGGAGAGGACAUGGAUGGUCAUUACUGGGUGAGUGGGAGGACAGAGGAGGACGCCAGAGAUAAAGCUGCCAAGCGCUUCAACGUCUCCACUGACAAGGUCACCCUCAGACAGGGUAAGAUCUUCUCUCAAAUGAUGAUCAUUUACAGUGGAAUGGAGUAUUUUGCCCAGGGAUUUUUGUUCACUUCCUGUGUUACAGAUGAGGAUGUCCUGGAUACAUGGUUCUCCUCUGGUAUUUUCCCCUUCUCCAUCUUCGGCUGGCCCAACGAGACCCAGGACCUGAGUGUGUUCUAUCCAGGUAGCCUGCUGGAGACAGGUCAUGACAUCCUGUUCUUCUGGGUGGCCCGCAUGGUGAUGAUGGGCCUCAAACUCACCGGCAAGCUGCCCUUCAAAGAGGUGUACCUCCAUGCGGUGGUGAGGGACGCCCACGGGAGGAAGAUGAGCAAAUCUCUGGGGAACGUCAUCGACCCCCUGGACGUCAUCACAGGCAUCUCUGUGGAGGGUCUGUACAGCCAGCUGCAGGACAGUAAUCUGGACCCAGUAGAGGUAGAGAAGGCCAAGCAGGGACAGCAGUCUGACUACCCCACUGGUAUCCCAGAGUGUGGCACAGAUGCCCUCCGCUUCGCCCUGUGUGCCUACACCAGCCAAGGCAGGGACAUUAACAUGGAUGUGAAUCGUAUCCUUGGUUACCGUAACUUCUGUAACAAGCUGUGGAAUGCUGUGAAGUUUGCCAUGAGAACGCUGGGAGGCAACUUUGUUCCUUCAGAGAAAGCCCAGCUGUGUGGGGAGGAGAGCGUGUCAGACCGGUGGAUUCUGUCCCGUCUGUGUUCUGCUGUGGGUCUGUGUAAUGCAGGGUUCCAGGCCUACGACUUCCCAGCUAUCACCACAGCCAUCUACAACUUCUGGCUCUACGAGCUCUGUGCCAUCUAUCUGGAGAGUGUGAAGCCAGUGUUCUCCAGGGCGGAGGAAGACAGUGGGUCUCAGAGCCAGGCUGAAGUCUGCAGACAGACCCUGUUCACCUGCCUGGAGACCGGCCUGCGUCUCCUAGCUCCCGUAAUGCCCUUCGUGGGCGAGGAGCUCUACCAGAGGUUGCCACGGCGACGAUCCCAGGAUGACUGCUCUAGUAUCCAUGUCACGCCCUACCCUGAGAUUGAGGUGUUCUGCUGGCAUAGUGAGGACGUGGACCGUAAGAUGGAGUUUGUGAUGACCGUGGUCCGUACCAUCCGUUCACUCAGGGCCGACUACAACCUGACCAAGACACGCGCCGAUUGCUACCUCCAGUGUAUAGACAGUGAGACGAUGUCUCUGGUGGAGCAGUACAGUCUGCAGAUCCAGACCCUGUCUCUGUCCCAGACCAUCCAGCCCGUCCCAGCCACCGGGGCCGUCCCAGAGGGCUGUGCUGUGGCCAUUGCCUCCGACAGGUGCACCGUCCACCUCAUGCUCAGGGGUCUGAUAGACUUGGAGAAGGAGAUGGCCAAGCUGACUAUGAAGAAGGGAGAGCUGGAGAAAACAAUGGAUAAACUGAGAAAAAAGAUGGAUAAGAGUGACUACAAGGAGAAGGUGCCUGUUAAAGUACAGGAUCUGGACACUGAGAAGCUGCGUCAGAGCCAGACGGAGCUGGAGAAAGCAACAGAAGCCAUAGACAACUUCAAAACAAUGGUGUAACCUCUCCGUCCCCUUUUACAACAUUUCUUAGUGAGCUCCAAAAGUAUUGUGACAGUGACUUAUUUUGUUUUGGCUCUGUACUCCAGCACAUUGGAUAUGAAAUUAUACAAUGACAACAGGUUAAAGUGCAGACAUUUAGAUUUAAUUUGAAGGUAUUUUCAUCCAUGUUGGGUGAACGCCACCAUGAUUACGAAUGAGACAUUUAGACAUGACUUGUGCCUAACUUUGAUCAUUAUACGCAAUCAUGGUAGAAUCCAUAAUGUUCUAUUCUUAUUUACAAUAAGUGACUAAGUCAUUUAUAUUGGACACAAUUCUGAAACACAACCCCCCCAAAAGUGCUGUCAUUUCUCAACGGUUCACCCAAUAUGAAUGAAAAUACUGAAGUUAAAGCUGACAGUCUAAUUUAAUCCAAAACAACAAUUUCACUAUUCCCCCUCCUGUUAUCAUGUCGAAGGAUUCUCUGGAGGGAAAUGAAUAAAGACCUUGUAUUAGA
Oncorhynchus masou masou (cherry salmon) is the source of this 5448-nucleotide messenger RNA. Its product is annotated as valine--tRNA ligase-like. Gene Ontology annotation, molecular function: ATP binding; valine-tRNA ligase activity; aminoacyl-tRNA deacylase activity. Bases 963 to 4955 code for a protein of 1330 amino acids. Gene Ontology annotation, cellular component: cytosol. Lineage: Eukaryota; Metazoa; Chordata; Actinopteri; Salmoniformes; Salmonidae. The transcript is spliced from 28 exons. The record is from RefSeq and is a predicted model, not a curated record. Gene Ontology annotation, biological process: valyl-tRNA aminoacylation.